This is a messenger RNA of Alternaria ethzedia, 573 nucleotides long. RefSeq lists its product as uncharacterized. Lineage: Eukaryota; Fungi; Ascomycota; Dothideomycetes; Pleosporales; Pleosporaceae. The record is from RefSeq and is a predicted model, not a curated record. Bases 1 to 573 code for a protein of 190 amino acids. The transcript has 3 exons.
AUGGCGAUCCAUGCCGACUACCCAGGCCUGACGGUUGAGAUAUACGUCGACGGCAAACCACUUGAGGAAUACGAGAACGAGGAAGAGGAAGAUGUGCCUAAGACCACCACGCGAUACGUUGAAUGCCGGUCGGCUGCAUUGAAAUCUCUCGGACUCAUACCACGCUCUCCCAGUCCCUCUCCAACUCCACAACCAGACUUGAUCAAGAAAGAAGAGCUACCCGAGUCGAUUCCGAAUGUCCCCUCAAGUGCCAGAUCAUCUUCUGCUACCCCACGACCCAAGAGCGCCAGUGCUAGUGCCACUCCAGCUCCACUGCAGCGGAGCCUCACCCUACAUACUGACUGCGACCAGUCCAAGCUCACCAAAAAAGAUAUGCUCAUCCUCAUCAAGCAUUAUCGCGGUAGCAGCGAGGGUUUGGAAGGUCUUCCGGAGAAGGAACUGGCUAUCCUACUCAGCUCCUACCGAAAUGAUGAGACGGAGCGUACGACUAUCAAGCGCGAGCCGGUGGACGACGACGACGUACGCAGACAGAUAAAGAAGCGCAAGCCUGAAGUCAUAGUCUUAGAUGACUGA